GAAAAGGUAUAUGAAGAAUUAUGUGAAAUUUAUGGAACUAAAAGUACAAUAGAUGCGCCAAUCAUGUACGAGGACUUACAAUAUAUGCGUUAUUUGGACGGUGUCAUAAAAGAAACUAUGAGAAUUUUUCCCAUUGUACCUCUAGUUGGACGAAAGGCAACAAAAGACAUAAAAAUAGGUGACAAGACUAUACUAAAAGGCGCGAAUAUUAUCGUUGCAAUUUUUCAUAUUCAUCGAAAUGAUAAAUACUGGCCAAAUCCUCUAAAAUUUGAUCCUGAAAGAUUUCUUCGAGAGGAUAUUAAACAUUCUCAAUAUUAUAUUCCUUUUAGUGUUGGUUCAAGGAAUUGCAUUGGAAUGAAAUAUGCUGCAAUAAGUACAAAAGUUAUCUUAGCAACAUUAAUUAGAACAUUUUCUUUUAAAGUUAACAAAAAAAUUAAAUUAGAAAAUAUUAAAUUAAAAUUUGACAUAGUUUUAUCAACGGAAACACCUUUGAAAGUCCGAAUAGAAAAACGGAUAUAAUAAAUAUACGAAAUAAUUUAGUUGCACAACAUGCUGGAUUACGAAAAAACACUGGGGCCCUGGGACGUUACUUUUUUUAUAACUGUAACGGCCGGUAACGUAAUUAUUUCUUUUAGUAACUGUAAUGAAUUUAACAAUUACUUUUAUUGUUACAUCUUCAAUCGUCAUGUAUCAAUCGAUAUUCAUACUGUAUAUUUGACAAUUUUAAAAUAAAAAGUGUUUUAUUAAUAUUUGUAUACAGUCAGUAAUAAAAUAUUGCAAAAGUAAAUGUUGUAGUUUGUCUGAUCUCAUUUCAGAA
Messenger RNA from Vollenhovia emeryi, 817 nucleotides. Its product is annotated as cytochrome P450 4C1-like. The transcript has 4 exons. NCBI's taxonomy places the organism in Eukaryota, Metazoa, Arthropoda, Insecta, Hymenoptera, Formicidae. The record is from RefSeq and is a predicted model, not a curated record. Gene Ontology annotation, molecular function: iron ion binding; oxidoreductase activity, acting on paired donors, with incorporation or reduction of molecular oxygen; heme binding. The annotation marks the transcript as partial.